Molecule: messenger RNA, 1566 nt
Organism: Symbiodinium natans
Lineage: Eukaryota; Dinophyceae; Suessiales; Symbiodiniaceae
Source: the annotation of a GenBank genome assembly
AUGGGCCGGCGCUUUGAACACCUGGGCCUUGAAGUGCGAGAAGAUGUCAAAGGAAGAGGGCUGUAUUGCACGAGAAAUUUUGCGCAAGGUGAGACCAUCCUGAACGGAGAGGCGGCUCUUCGUGUUUGCCUUCCAGACUUAUGGAAGAACUACUGCACCGACUGCUUCAAAAGCGAACGCGAGAAUGGAAGUUUGAGGAUCUGCACAGGGUGCGGCAUGGUUGCGUUUUGCUCAUCCUGCUGGCCGAACGAGAGAUGGCAUAAGGAGGAGUGCCCUAUUCUAGCACACCUGCUUCAGGCCUGUCAAGGAUAUGCCAGAGCUCAGAACAACGACCAAUGGCAAAACCUGGUGUGCUGCGCGCUGUCAAUCUCCCGGCUGCUGCGACUCCUGCAUGGCGGCCAAGAGCCUAGAUCUCCUGCCGAGCUGGCCACCGCCUCGUUGGACGACUUCGCCGAGCUUUGCACACCACCAGAGGACAUCUCUGGUGAUCCUGAAGGCUUUGCGGCCCUGCUGGUGGCCGAGCCCUUGAAUUCCCUGUUUCCGGCAGAACUGCGACACAGCCAAGACUUGGCCACCGUGAUAUGCCAUUGCUACGAACAGCUGACUUGCAACAGCUUUCUUGCGUGCAGUGCCGACGAAACUCCUGUUGGCCAGCUGUGUGACCCAGUUGCAGCUCUUCUGAACCACUCAUGCAAACCCAAUGCUGCAAUGGUGUGGAACAUUCCGGUCGAGGGCAGGACACACAGCGUCAAAUGCAUUCGUGCCCUCACUGCUGGGGAAGAGGUUCUGAUCAGCUAUGUGGAUCCUGGACGGCCAUGGUGGAUUCGCCAACCUACUCUGAAAGCUACGUACGGAUUCAUUUGCGACUGCGCCGUCUGUCGAGAGAUCAGUGCUUGGGAGCGCCGUUGUGGGUCACGAGGCCUUGACAUCCCACCUGGCAUCGAGAAUAGCAUAGCUGCCGUGAAGGCAGCCGAUGGGACAAUUCUCAUGAUGAGCGCGGAAAGAACGAGAGGAUUGUGCACAUUUCUGCACAAAGAGAUGGGGAUCGCUGUGCAAGCGGCACCAGACAAAGAUAUCUGCCGUGUCGCCGAUGCCGCGACUUCUCUUGGAAAGCUGACAGACACCGAUGGUCCCCCACUGACUUCGCAAGAAGCAGGUUGCAGGCUGGAACAGCUGGGUGCAGCUGUGCAGACUCUGCUGCAGCUGCUUGGGCCGCGGCAUAUGCUCCUGCGGGAGCUUGUCAGCGUUCUCAGACUUGCAGAAAUUGCGGAGGACUGGAAGACUUGCAUGGAAUUGGCUCCCGCAGUGCUGACCUCGCUAGCAGUUCCAGAUGGCGAGAUGUCAGCCAGAAAAGCUGAUGUCCUCGCGCUUCUGUCCAUCGCCAGGCUCAGGACUGCUGGGGACGAUGUCUCGCGGAUGAAGGCUCAGGCCGAAGCCGGGCAGGCACUGGAGGCCAUGGCCCGGCUGUAUGGGGAGACUUUGCCGAGUCAGAUCCGAUUCACCACGCUGCAGCAGCUGCAUCGAUGCCACACCGCGAAGACCGUGAACCUGGACAGCAUGGAUUGA